Molecule: messenger RNA, 1565 nt
Organism: Ahaetulla prasina
Lineage: Eukaryota; Metazoa; Chordata; Lepidosauria; Squamata; Colubridae
Gene: WBP1
Product: WW domain binding protein 1
Exons: 4
Coding region: 151-1074 (307 amino acids)
Molecular function (GO): WW domain binding
Source: RefSeq, a predicted model, not a curated record
GGCCAUUGGCGGCGGGCGGCGGCGGGGCGGGGGCAGCGCCGGGAACUAUGGCGGCAGCGGCGGCCCGGGCGACGAGGCGAGGGGGGCGACGGGGCGGGAUGGACGCGUGGGCGGAGGCGGGCCGCCGUCCGGGCCGACCGUAGGGCCGCCAUGGAAGUGCCGCGGCCGCCUCCGUCGGGCAGGGAGGCGCAGUCCGGGUGGGGCGGGGCGGCGCUGCUGGGCCGGGAGCGACAGGCCCGCGAGCUCUGUCCCGGCGUGAAGAGCCAGCCGUACGUGUGCGAGACGGGCCACUGCUGCGGCGAGACCGGCUGUUGCAUCUACUACUACGAGCUCUGGUGGUUCUGGCUGCUCUGGACGGUCCUGAUCCUGUUCAGCUGUUGCUGCGCCUACCGGCACCGCCGCGCCAAGUUGCGCCUGCAGCAGCAGCAGCGGCAGCGCGAGAUCAACCUCAUUGCCUACCACGGUGCCUGCAACUACCCGCCCUCCGCGGGGGAGCUCCGGAUGCUGGCCUCCUUCAAGCUGCCGGCCUACGAGGAGGUGGCCCGGCGCCCCGCCACGCCGCCGCCCCCCUACAGCAGCAGCGCCGCCGCCGUCCUCGGGGGCUCCAGCACCUUGACGCUGAGCGGCAGCUCCGAGAACUGCACCAGUUGCUCCUGCGAGUCGAGCUGCCUGACCUCCCCCGGCAGCACCUCCUUGUCGGCUACCAGCCCCAGCGAACGGGAGGCCGAGGGCAGCUGCGGCCGCCCCGUGCGGGACGGCUGGGAGCGGGCGGCCGCUUCCCACAAGCAGGCCCUCUUCUCUUCAGACGUGGAGCUCUUCGGAAGCGACUCGCGGCGCCUCUCCGAGGGGCCCGACGCCCGAGAAGAAAGUAGCUACGCGCGGCACCGGCGCCUGACUGGGGACUCCGGGAUCGAGGUGGGCCGAGGCCAAGACGAGGAAGAGGCUGCGGGCGAGGACAGCGAGGAAGAGGAGGGUGGGCGCUUGCUUGGCAAAGGGGCGGCCUGCAGUCAGCACGGGGAGCCCUCUGAAGGGGGCGCCGAGGAACUGGCCACCUCACCAACGUUGCCUGUCUGAAGGGGGGCUUUUGUGCUCUGUUGCACCGCCCACCUGGAGACUGAGCUGCCUCUUGUUCACUGUGGAGAACUACCGCCUUAUCCUCACUUCUCUGCCCAGCCAUAUGGAUGCCUCCUUGGUCCUCUCCUGCUCUGCCGUUACCACUCCACUCCCUCCUUAGUGCUGGCUUGGGAGCCUUCUGGGGACAGGAACCCAGAGCCCUUGGCAGCAGCUAGGGCAGAGGGGAGCUACCUGCUGGAUCAUAACUAUAGUGAUAGUGUAUGUGUGGUUCCUGCUGCGCUCCAGCUUUGAUGUAAGACAUGGCGAAGGUGAAGGCGCGGCACCUCCCCAUUUCCAGGUUGCACUGGGGUUUGCUGGUUGCAUGAAGGGAUGGCUGUUGCCAACACCGGUUCUGCCCUGGGAGCGGGGAGCUGGCCUUCCCGUUGGCCAGUGUCCUACCAGCACCUGGUAGCACUGUGUGCUUCUUAUUAAACAGAUGUGGAAAAUCCUGA